This is a messenger RNA of Tetranychus urticae (two-spotted spider mite), 3596 nucleotides long. Its product is annotated as polycomb protein Sfmbt. Lineage: Eukaryota; Metazoa; Arthropoda; Arachnida; Trombidiformes; Tetranychidae. Gene Ontology annotation, biological process: negative regulation of DNA-templated transcription. Gene Ontology annotation, cellular component: nucleus. The record is from RefSeq and is a predicted model, not a curated record. Gene Ontology annotation, molecular function: chromatin binding; zinc ion binding; histone binding.
UUUGACUUUUUUUUGUGAUGCGUUAGUCAAUUAAUUGAUUAUUUCUUUACCAUCAAAUAACCUUUUCAUACUCCAAUUAUUUAAAUUUGAUUUACCGCUUAGAGUUUUCCUUUCAAUCUCUUUAGCCAAUCAAAAAUUGCUGUUUUAAUCAACUUAUGGAUUAGAUAAUGGUAAAGGACCCAAUGGAGUCCUCAAGUUUGCUUUCAAAUAAAACGGGUUUCCUUAAGGAUUCACCCAACAACAUCACCAUCAAUAGUAACAACAAUAAUAAUAGUAAUAAUAAUAACAACAACAAUAACAAUAAUUCCAAUUACAAUAAGAUACCCAUUAUGAAGGAUGGAAUGGCAACCUGUUUGCGAUGUGGUAAUGUUGGUGUUAAAGAUACCUUCUAUGGUAAAGGCAAACAAUACUGUUCUGCUAACUGUGUCCGAGGUCUUAUUCCGGGCGCAUCAACCUCUCGAUUUGUACCCCUGUUCAAAAUACCUCCGGUAACAUUAGCUAAUGUGGCUUCCUCAUCAGCUGUAAACCAACCUCCUUCACGCAAAAUAAACCUAGUUACGACAACCAUUGGGCCGACAACAUUAACCAAUCCCUUAACUCAAGCAAAUUCACCUAAAAUAAACCAAACAAGUGUAAUACAAUCAACAUCUUCAUCAGCCUCAACAGCUACACCAAAACCUUUGACACCAACAACAUCUACAUCUUCAAAUUCAGCAAAUACAUCAACUGCUCCUGCAACCUCGACAUCGACAUCGACAUCAUCAUCAACCUCAUCGUCAUCAUCAACCUCAUCAUCAACCACCCUAUUACCAUCAUCUUCCUCAAUCCCUCCAUCACCAAGUGGCUCAUCUAGCAAUAAUGUCAAUAUACAAUCUGGUGAUACAUCAAAUCCCAAAGCAACUGAACCUGCUUCAGCAACUCAGACUGAACAGGCUAAUACCAGCGGUCAUUGUUCAUCUCCACUAACACCACAACCAGGACAGAUUCAUGGAAAGUCUAAUGGAAACUCUCCUAUACAACAAAAACGGAAAAAGCAGCCUCUACUAACAGAGCAACCUAAAGUUCAAAAUGAGUCAGCAUCAACAAGUAAUAGUGUAAUAAAUAGUACUGAAAAAAAGCCGGGACAAACAAAUCAAGGCGAGUCUAGUAAAAGUAGCUCCAGCAGUAAUAGUUCUAAUCAAAAGUCAAGUAAUGUCAAUUCUCCUCAUAAAAAUACACCUAAAUAUCUUUCAAACUCUUUCAAUUGGAUUACCAUGUUGGAAAAGAACCAUGAUUUACUUACUGCUCCAGUUUCAUCUUUCAAACACUGUCCUGUGUCAGAGGUUUGGAAUAGCUUUGUCACAAUUGGUCUCAAGGUAGAAGUCAAGAAUCGCGAUGUUCCACUGCCAAAAGCCCCAAAAGCGAAACAAGACUACUACUGGAUUGCCUCCAUUGUCAAAGUAGCUGGAUAUUUUAUAUUACUCCGUUAUGAAGGAUUUGACACUGAUGGAUCUAAAGAUUUUUGGAUCAAUUUAUUUUCUAAUCAGAUUCAUCCUAUUGGUUGGUGUGCUGCUCAAGGUAAAAUUUUAAUACCACCGAAAAUGAUAGCCGAUAAAUGUAGUGACUGGAAGGCAGUUCUGGUUAAAAGAUUAACUGGUGCACGUACAUUACCUGACAACUUUUUCAAUCAAGUAAAAGAAAGUUUGAAAAGUCGCUUUAAAGUGGGAAUGAUUUUAGAAUGUGUUGAUAAAACACGAUUAAGUGCCGUCAGAGUGGCAACCAUUGACAAAAUAAUUGGUGGUCGUCUUCAUCUUAAAUACGAAGGAGAAGAAGAAGAUGAAGCUGGUUUCUGGUGUCACGAAAAUUCUCCCUUAAUCCAUCCAGUUGGCUGGGCUCAAGUUAUUGGGCAUGAAUUAAAAGCAACUCAAGACUAUGCACGCUCAUCAUUAGACAAAACAAUUCAUAAAAAAUUUGACGAAAAUGAUGCUUAUUGGUCUUUAUUUCCUGUUCAACGGCCUCAUCCGUCUAUUAACAUGUCUGAUUACCAAUUUUCUGAAGGCAUGAAACUUGAAGCAAUAGAUCCUCUCAAUUUAUCAAAUAUUUGUGUUGCAACUGUCACCAAAGUUCUUCGUAGUCACUAUCUGAUGAUAGGAAUAGACGGAAUGAUGGCCAAUGAUGGGUCAGAUUGGUUUUGUUAUCAUGUGCUCAGUCCUAAUAUAUUCCCUGCUGGAUUCUGUAUGCUUAAUAACAUUCCUCUGACUCCACCAAGUGGUUAUAACAAAGAAUUUAAUUGGUUUGAAUAUCUGCAAGAGACACAAUCUCGUGCUGCUCCGGUACAUCUGUUCAAAAAAGAUAUACCUGUUCACGGGUUUAAAGAAGGAAUGUUUAUUGAAGCUGUAGAUCUUAUGGUGCCUCGAUUAAUUUGUGUAGCAACCAUAAUUAAAGUAGUUGGCAGAUUGCUUAAAAUACAUUUCAAUGGCUGGGAUGAAACUUACGAUCAAUGGUGUGACUGUGAAUCACCUGAAUUAUAUCCUAUUGGCUGGUGUCAAAUGGUUGGAUAUCCAUUAGAACCACCUCGAGAAGGGGAUUCUAGUGAAAUAGCUACCUAUUCGGCAGCAAUCGAUGGUAGAUCAAGAAAGCGACAUUACUUCAGAGGUCGCCAUAAAAGGCGUAGACGAGGAGCCGCUUCAACUUCAAAUGAAAACAGUCAUAUAACUUAUUCAAACCCAGAACAAGCUUCUACCUCAGAACUUAUCGAUUCAUUUUCAUCCUCAUUUUCAUCUAUCAGCUAUGAUUGGUCUUCAUCCCAACAAGCUGGACCUUCAUCUCCCCCUACAUCUAUGCCUUAUGCCUGUGAAUCCAACAGCUCAGUGGUUGUUAAACCAUCCCCUAUUCAACCAAUAACUCCAACUCCAGGUCCAAGUUCAACUGCAACUAAAUCUUCUGAAAGAUCGGAAGAUCCACGAAAUUGGUCUGUUGAUGAUGUUUAUGAUUACUUGCAAGCCAAGGAUUGUGGAAAUUAUGCUCAUUGUUUUGUUAGAGAGAAAAUUGAUGGGUCUCGAUUUUUGAAACUUACUAAUGAUGAAGUACUCGAGUUGACAUGUAAGAAAUUAGGACCUUCGCUCAAAAUUAAUGCCUUGAUCCAGUCUCUGAGAGGAAACAAACCUCAAUGAAAUACAAGCACAUUAGGAAACAAAUUAAUUACAUAUAUAUUAAAUACGUAUAUAUAUAAAAUAAUAAUAGCAUUUUUUAAACAACUAUAUCUACAACAAUUGACACUCAAAGUUCUGAGAUAGAUCAUACUUUUUUAUACGUUAUCACCUUUUUCGCCUGGAAUAACUUAUGUAAAAGGCUUGCAAUAUGUGUGUUGAAUAAAUUUAAGUUUGGUUUAAAUUGAAAAUGUGCAGUGAAUCAUCCUCAUCAAUUGUAAUAAAAGAACGAAUUACAAAAAAAAGAAUGAUUAUGCUUCCUGGUUUCACCAUAAUUGUCAUUAUCUGGAAAAGAAAUAACUUUCACAUGUAAAUCCCUUUCUUUAACAUCAUCUUUCCUGUGAUUUAUUUUAUACUGUUAUAAUCAUUUUUUAUCAUAUAAACCUUUAAUGACAUAAACCUCCAAUA